This is a messenger RNA of Penicillium longicatenatum, 2016 nucleotides long. RefSeq names its product glutamate--cysteine ligase. Lineage: Eukaryota; Fungi; Ascomycota; Eurotiomycetes; Eurotiales; Aspergillaceae. Gene Ontology annotation, biological process: glutathione biosynthetic process. Gene Ontology annotation, cellular component: glutamate-cysteine ligase complex. The record is from RefSeq and is a predicted model, not a curated record. The coding region runs from base 1 to 2016 and encodes 671 amino acids. The transcript has 7 exons. Gene Ontology annotation, molecular function: glutamate-cysteine ligase activity.
AUGGGACUGCUUGCUCUUGGAACUCCUCUCGAAUGGCCGGAGGCGAAGAAGAGGGCCCAUCAGGUGCGCGAGUGGGGAAUUGAGCAACUCCUAGCGAAUUGGCGUCGAGCGCGAGGCAAGGAACGGGACGUCCUCUUGUGGGGCGACGAAGUCGAAUAUCUUGUGGUGUCUCUCGAUGAUGCAGCCAAGAAGGCUCGGUUAUCUUUGGCACAGGCCGAAAUUCUGAAGUCUCUCGCUCGGGAUGAGGCUCUGUGGCAAUCUGGUUCGUCUAGGAACGACGCCGAUGGGGAGCAUGCCGGCGAAGAUCCCCCACAUUUCCACCCUGAGUUUGGACGCUUCAUGCUGGAGGCCACUCCAGGGAGUCCAUGGGGCAUUGGGUUCAAAGACUUGUUGAAGGUGGAAUCCAAUAUGAAGUGGCGACGAGAGGUUGCCAAGGCGCACAUGGCACCUAAUGAGUCGCCCAUAACUCUUACGACAUUCCCUCGGCUGGGCACGAAGGAUGACUAUAUCCAGCCUUAUUACCCACCGUCAGGGCCAGCUCUUCGCUCCCAAUUCGUCCCCGAUGAGAUUGCCAACCCACACAUCCGAUUCCCGACAUUGGCCGCCAACAUUCGUUCCCGACGAGGACGUAAGGUUGAAUUAAACGUGCCUAUCUUCAAGGAUCAGAACACUCCCUCGCCCUUUAAAGAUCCCACCGUCAACUAUGAUCUGCACCUCUGGCCCGAGGAUGAUGAUGUGCGUAAUGGUGCUGUCAAGGAUGAUCAUGUCUACAUGGACGCCAUGGCGUUCGGCAUGGGUAGCUGCUGCUUGCAGAUCACCUUUCAGGCAAAGAAUAUGACUGAAGGUAGAAGGCUUUAUGAUCAGCUGAGCCCCCUAGGUCCGAUUCUUUUGGCUCUUACCGCAGCCACGCCAAUCUACAAGGGAUUCCUCGUGGAUACAGAUGUGCGAUGGAACCAGAUUAGCAGAGCAGUGGAUGACAGGACUCCCGAGGAACUUGGAGAGGCUCCUCUCAAAAAUGACCGGUGGAGGAUUCCCAAGUCCCGAUAUGCCUCUAACUCGACUUAUAUCUCUGAAGACUCUAGGCUGCGGAAGGAAUACUUUGACCCGGAUUUGGUCAUUGAUCAUGACAUUAAAAAGCGACUGAUGGAUGGAGGCAUGGAUGAUUUACUUGCCACACAUUUUGCCCAUCUCUUCAUUCGUGAUCCCUUGGUGAUCUUCUCUGAGGAUCUUGAGGAACUCGACUUGAGCAAGGGUGACCAUUUCGAGAAUCUUCAAUCCACAAACUGGCAACACAUGCGCUUCAAGCCUCCACCGUCCGAGAAAGACGACAUUGGCUGGCGGGUCGAGUUCCGCUCCAUGGAGAUCCAGAUUACCGAUUUCGAGAAUGCGGCAUUCAGCAUCUUCAUCGUCCUGGUCACUCGUGCCAUUUUGAGCUUUGACCUCAAUUUCUACAUACCCAUUCAGCGUACCACUGAAAACAUGGAGACUGCUCAUGCUCGUAAUGCUGUUCUCGAUCAUAAGUUCUACUUCCGCAAGGAUCCCUUCUCGGCACGAGCCCCCAAGGUGUCCACCCAGCAGUCUUCAGACGGCAGUACAUUUUCCUCUACAACGUCUUCAGCUAUCAACACGCCACCACCGUCCCCUCCUCUUGGCCCAGUCGAGGUCGAGUAUGAGUUAAUGACCAUUUCCGACAUCAUUAAUGGCAGCACGGAUGGUUCAUUCCCCGGUCUCAUCCCGCUUGUGGAGUCCUACUUAAACAGCGUCAAUGUGGACGUCGAGACACGUUGCUUCCUUGCCAGCUACCUCGAUCUCAUCCGCAAACGCGCCGACGGUACACUAUGGACGGGAGCUCGUUGGAUCCGCGAGUUUGUAGCCAAGCACCCAAGCUAUAAGCAGGACAGUGUCGUGUCCGAGGAAAUCACCUACGAUCUUAUCAAGGCGGUCGAGGAGGUGACUACCAAGGAGGGCCGGAACGGGUCUCUCGGCUGGGAGCUCCUUCGGGGCAAAAAGAAUUAG